This is a messenger RNA of Aspergillus caelatus, 756 nucleotides long. RefSeq names its product Zn(II)2Cys6 transcription factor domain-containing protein. Gene Ontology annotation, molecular function: zinc ion binding; DNA-binding transcription factor activity, RNA polymerase II-specific. The transcript is spliced from 3 exons. Lineage: Eukaryota; Fungi; Ascomycota; Eurotiomycetes; Eurotiales; Aspergillaceae. The record is from RefSeq and is a predicted model, not a curated record. Gene Ontology annotation, biological process: regulation of DNA-templated transcription. The coding region runs from base 1 to 756 and encodes 251 amino acids.
AUGGUGGGAGUUCCCCACAGCACCGGCUGUGAAAGCUGUCGGAAGCGCAAGAAGAAAUGCGACAACAGGGCACCAGCAUGCACGGCCUGUGUCGCCUCUGGGCGCAUUUGCCCAGGGUAUCAAAAAGAGUAUAAAUUUAUCAAUGAAAACACAUCUCUCCUGGCUCAUUAUCGCAAGAAGAAGUACCUCUUAGAAGAAAUUGGUGCUGACCCGGACGAAACUGUGGCUUUAUCGAGAUCCGCGAGGAACCACACUUACCGCACCGUUUGCUCUUACGAAUGGAUUUGCUGGCCCUUGGUUUCUGACCGGGAACAUGAUGGUGCGAAUUUAGUUUAUAUCCUGCAGGAUCCUACGAGUCAGAUGGUUUUCCCCUUGAGAUCACAUGGGGGCUUUUAUCAGUAUAUUCCAAGUCGAUUGGGACGAAAUGUUGCUCUGGACUCUGCCGUUGCUUGUCUUUGUACUGUGUAUGCGAAUCUCCUGGCUGCUGAUGGGACUAUUUCGAAAGAUGCUUGGCGCAAAUAUGCCCAGAGUAUUGGGGCGCUACGCUUGUGCCUGGAUGAUCUCGAGCGUUGCUUCCAGUCAGAGACUAUCUAUUGUUCAGGAUAUGAACUUGCGACAGCCGUGCUUUCUCGCACAGCCUCUUUGGCGGGAGUUCUUGCGGGACACGGAAGAGACUGCAUUGACACCUACAAGUCAGGCGUGUGUUCUACGAUCGAAGCUUUGCGACUGGCUGGUGGAUAUUCCUCUGCUUCUUGA